Daucus carota subsp. sativus is the source of this 768-nucleotide messenger RNA. RefSeq names its product protein LITTLE ZIPPER 3. The transcript is spliced from 2 exons. Lineage: Eukaryota; Viridiplantae; Streptophyta; Magnoliopsida; Apiales; Apiaceae. Bases 322 to 570 code for a protein of 82 amino acids. The record is from RefSeq and is a predicted model, not a curated record.
UCACUUAUACAUUUAUGGUUUCAUAUUGAAAUCUUCUGAAUUUAUGCCUAAAUAGUUAAAAGAAAAAAAGGGUGUGAAGAUCAUAAUUCAUAGUCUCUACAAAGCCGGCUUCCAUGCUUACACAAGCAUGAUUGUUGUGCCAGUUGCAGAGUGAGAUGAGAAGGGCAUGCCCCUCUGUUUUCUUUCAUGUAAACUUGUGUUUUUUUCAACUAUAAAUAGGGUUUCUCUGGUCUGCUUCUCUUCUAACACAAACAACCACAGCUUCUUCAUCUUCUUCUUCUUCGUAGAACUUGUGUAACCACCAGUCCAAGGAACAGAGAGAUGGAAAGGAUCAACUCAGAGCUUUACAUCGAGAACUGCUACAUAAUGCAGGAGAAUGAAAAGUUAAGGAAGAAAGCACAGCUUCUCAACAAAGAGAACCAAGCACUACUCUCCAAGCUUAAGCAGAAACUUGGCAGGACAAACAACACACAAAAUCCCGAUCAAUCCCCCGACCCCAAUGUUCCUAAAUUUAACCUCUGCACUAAGGCAUCCAACAACCCGACUUCCAGCAAGCCUCAAGGAGCUUAAAAAACAGGACAACAUCGCUUGAUCACACCUACAAACUCUGCCCUCUAGUUUCUUCAUGUGUUAUCAAUAGAAGUCAGUAUAUUAUAUGUUCCUACUAGCUAUUAUGUAGUUUCUGUAUGCUGGGAAAGGUUGUUAUCAAUGCAGUUCUAGUCGAAAAGAUUAUGAUAGUUGAAAUGAUAUAUCCUGCAAGUUCUUCCA